CAGCCCAGUGAUUGGUGGAGCGCGUGUUUCCAGAGACGCUGAUCACGAGCGAGACUGCGCACUGAUCUAUACAGGAGAACCAACGGGGACAGAUUUACUACAACAGACACUGUUCUGUCAGGAAUAAAUACGAAGAGAAUUAUUGUACUACAGUGACAAUACUGACGUUGUGGGAUGGCGGUGAAUGUGUACUCCACCUCUAUGACUAUUGAGAAUCUGAGCAGACAUGAAAUGCUCGCCUGGGUGAACGACUCCCUGCAUCUCUCCUACACCAAGAUAGAGCAACUAUGUUCAGGUGCGGCAUAUUGUCAGUUCAUGGACAUGUUGUUUCCCGGCUCUAUCCUGCUGAAGAAGGUGAAAUAUCAGGCGAAACUGGAGCAUGAAUAUAUUCACAACUUCAAAGUGCUGCAGGCGGCGUUCAAGAGAAUGAGCGUGGACAAGAUCAUUCCAGUGGAGAGACUGGUCAAGGGCAAGUUUCAGGAUAACUUUGAAUUUGUUCAAUGGUUUAAGAAACUCUUCGAUGCCAACUACGAUGGGAAGGAGUACGACCCUCAGUUGGCGCGACAGGGUCAAGACGUCUCACCUGUACCCAACCCAGGUGAAGUCAUUUUCCACAAGCCCAAGAAUCCUCCUAGAUCAGCAGGGCCUCAGCGGACAUCACCAACAGCACCCAAAACCAUGCCAGCCCCACCACGUGCCAUAAGCUCCACCCCCUCAACUGGCAUGAGACGGAACAUGCAGGUGUCACGGAACGGAGGCAGCGAUGCCGAGAUCAUGGAACUCAACCAGCAGCUUUUAGAUCUGAAGUUGACGGUCGAUGGUUUGGAGAAGGAACGAGAUUUUUACUUCAGUAAACUCCGAGACAUUGAGUUGAUCUGUCAAGAACAUGAGAGCGACAGUAACCCAACCCUGGAAAAGAUCAUCGGCAUCCUGUACACAACAGAGGACGGUUUUGCUCCUCCAGAAGACGAUGAUAUUGAAGAACCACCACAAGACCAGGACGAAUACUGAUCCAUCCACCUCACAGCCUCUCUCUCUCACUCUCUCUCUCUCUCUCUCACUCUUUAUCCUUUCUCCCACCCACUGAGGGGCGUGGUUUAAUAUGGUAAUGGAUCAAGUAGGGAUGUUUUUCUGGAGCGUUGAGUUUGAGUUCAUGCUGCAGUGAUGUUAUGAAGCUGAUGUUUUAUUGGCUGUGGGUUUUAAAUGAGUCUCAAUGACUCCAGCACUGAAACAAUGGCGAUGCAAUGACACUUUUUACAGUGCAUUUAAUGUAUAUCUGCACAUAAACACACGUGUCUGUUCUGCUUCUUUUAUAUUUUGCAGUGCUGAUGUAGCCGAAACUCCCAGCCAAGUGUUUUGACUGACAGUCUUAUUUUUGAGCCCUGAUCAAUUAAUUUAUUAGAAGGAUUGAUGCUUAUGUCAUUUUUAUUUGUAUAUCCGUUUUAAACUAAUUCCGGAAGGGAAUUUUUGUAGUGCAAUGAACCAUAGAGACACUAAAGAAAGUGUGUGUGUGUCAGUGAGAGCGUGUGUGUGUGUGUGAGAGCGCGUGUGUGUGUGUGUGUGUGUGUGUGUGUGAGAGCGUAUGUGUGUCUGUCAGUGAGACCGUGUGUGUGUCAGUGAGACCGUGUGUGUGUGAGAGCGUGUGUGUGUGUGUGUGUCAGUGAGACCGUGUGUGCGUGUGUGAGAGCGUGUGUGUGUCAGUGAGACCGUGUGUGUGUGUGUGAGUGCGUGUGUGAGAGCGUGUGUGUGUGUAUGUGUGUGUGUGUCAGUGAGAGCGUGUGUGUGUGUCAGUGAGACCGUGUGUGUGUGUCAGUGAGAGCGUGUGUAUGAGUGUGUGUGUGUGUGUCAGUGAGACCGUAUGUGCGUGUGUGAGAGCAUGUGUGUGUGUGUCAGUGAGACCAUGUGUGUGUGUGUGUGUGUGUUUGUCAGUGAGACCGUGUGUGUGUGUGUCAGUGAGAGCGCGCGCGCAUGUGUGUGAGAGAGCGUGUCUGUGUGUGUGUGUGUGUCAGUGAGACCGUGUGUGUAUCAGUGAAAGCGUGUGUGUGUGUGUGUGUCAGUGAGACCGUGUGUGUGCGUGUGUCAGUGAGACCAUGUGUGUGUGUGUGUGUGUGUGUGUCAGUGAGACCGUGUGUGUAUCAGUGAAAGCGUGUGUAUGUAUGUGUCAGUGAGAGCGUGUGUGUGUGUGUGUGUGUGUCAGUGAGACCGUGUGUGUGCGUGUGUCAGUGAGACCGUGUGUGUGUGUGUGUGUGUGUGUGUGUGUCAGUGAGACCGUGUGUGUGUCAGUGAGACCGUGUGUGUGUGUGUGUGUGUGUGUGUGUGUGUGUGUGUGUGUGUGUCAGUGAGACCGUGUGUGUGUGUGUGUGUGUGUGUGUGUGUCAGUGAGACCGUGUGUGUGUCAGUGAGAGCGUGUGUGUGUGUGUGAGAGAGAGCGCGCACGCGUGUGUGUGUGUGAGGUUGUGUGAGAGCAUGUGAGUUGUGAGAGCGUGUGUGUGUGUGUGUGAGAGAGAGAGAAAGAAAUUGUCAAUAGUGCAGAUGGGACACUUAUUUAUUCACAAAGAACACUAAAACAACUAACAUUGAAAAAAACAUUCAAUAUCUUAAUUCAACUAAGAAGGAGAAAACACACUUUGCCAUUAGUAAUGGUUAACUUUGAGUUUUUUAGCUGCUAUAUUUUAAGUUAACAUUGUCUUUUUAUUUUUGUUGCACAGAAUUAAAUAUCACACAGGUCAGUUUUGAUUGACAAGACCUGUGUCACUGACCCUUUACCCCUCAUUCUGUCAUCUGCUGUCACGGAAACUGUGACCAUGUUAAUUAUUUGCAAACAUGCAUCCAUUUGGAGUUUUACUAUGUAAAAUAAAAAUGUGUGCAGGAAAAACAUUUGUACUGGUUU
Xyrauchen texanus (razorback sucker) is the source of this 2890-nucleotide messenger RNA. It is a transcript of the gene mapre3b, whose product is annotated as microtubule-associated protein, RP/EB family, member 3b. NCBI's taxonomy places the organism in Eukaryota, Metazoa, Chordata, Actinopteri, Cypriniformes, Catostomidae. The record is from RefSeq and is a predicted model, not a curated record. The transcript has 8 exons. Gene Ontology annotation, molecular function: microtubule plus-end binding. Gene Ontology annotation, biological process: regulation of microtubule polymerization or depolymerization; spindle assembly; protein localization to microtubule plus-end. The coding region runs from base 175 to 1011 and encodes 278 amino acids. Gene Ontology annotation, cellular component: microtubule organizing center; microtubule plus-end; spindle midzone.